CCGAACCGCACUAUGUCGUUCUUUAACUCAAUAGGGCGUACAAUGCAGCGCGCAGGACCGCGUGCACCUCGACGUUCGCCAACACCAACAUCCACAACCUUUCCGAACUCUAUUAGCUCCGAUUCCAUGCCUCCCCCAUCGCCAUCCUCGACAAACGGACAGAAACCUCUGUAUCUGUGCAGCCCCUUCGUUGAGGCUGCACUUGUCAAGGGUAACUUCAAGACGAUUGUCAUGCUACCGAAGUACGUAGACAUUACGGAAUGGGUGGCAGUGAAUAUGUUCGAUUUCUUCCAAAAUCUGAAUAUGUUCUACGGUGUGGUAUCAGAGUGCUGCACGAAAGCAUCGUGUCCUACAAUGACUGCGGGCCCUUCACUGAAUUACACGUGGAUCAAUCAAGACAGAAAGAGCGUCCAGCUCCCUGCGCCAACGUAUAUCGACUACGUGAUGACAUGGGUGCAGAACCUGCUAGACGACGAAGGCACUUUCCCCACUAAGUCUGGACACGAAUUUCCCUCAAGCUUCCCUUCAACAAUCAAGCACGUCUAUCGGCAACUAUUACGCGUGUUCGCACACAUUUACCAUGCGCAUUAUUCCGCGAUCCUUCAUCUGCGCUCCGAGCCGCAUUUCAACUCUCUCUUCGCCCACUUUUUGGCGUUUGGGCGGGAAUACGAGUUGCUGGAUGUCAAAGAUCUCAAAGGUGCAUCAGGUCAGCCGGCGGUUGGAAUCGGUGCGUUGUGGGAGCGGUGGAAGGAGAUGGGGAUCCUCGAGGGGUGAAAGCAGGGGAGAAGGAUGUGGAUCAGGGAACAAUACAUCUGCUGGGAACUAAGGGAGCUCGAUGACGCAGUGCUGUGGGAUAAAUCUUGCAACACGAUUGUACAAACAAGCAACAUAUCGAGGCUGCAACCUCGCGCGCAUCUUACAUUUUCUAUCUCUCUUUUGCAAACAAAAUAUACCCUCUUUAGCC
Messenger RNA from Heterobasidion irregulare TC 32-1, 964 nucleotides. RefSeq lists its product as uncharacterized. The record is from RefSeq and is a predicted model, not a curated record. The transcript is spliced from 5 exons. Gene Ontology annotation, cellular component: nucleus; cytoplasm. Gene Ontology annotation, biological process: positive regulation of protein phosphorylation; signal transduction; cell division. Gene Ontology annotation, molecular function: protein kinase activator activity. Lineage: Eukaryota; Fungi; Basidiomycota; Agaricomycetes; Russulales; Bondarzewiaceae. The coding region runs from base 13 to 774 and encodes 253 amino acids.